This is a messenger RNA of Tribolium castaneum (red flour beetle), 1375 nucleotides long. RefSeq names its product lipase member K. NCBI's taxonomy places the organism in Eukaryota, Metazoa, Arthropoda, Insecta, Coleoptera, Tenebrionidae. The record is from RefSeq and is a predicted model, not a curated record. Gene Ontology annotation, molecular function: hydrolase activity, acting on ester bonds. Bases 32 to 1288 code for a protein of 418 amino acids. The transcript has 6 exons.
UACCGCAGUAGUUAUUUGACUUGUUUGCAAAAUGUCUCAAAUUAAUCUUUUGCAACUUUUCUGCAUAAUUAUAUUUGUGCAAAAGUCUGAAAGCGUAAAAAACAAUGUUUGUAAGACCAUUAUGGACUAUUUGCUCAUAAAUUACAACCAAAAUUGCUGGUACAAUCCAGACGUGGGCAGUCCUGCGCGAGACAUAAUAACGAGGCGUGGUUACCCUUUAGAAACAUAUUACAUUCAAACUGAGGAUGGUUACAUAAAUGGUAUGUACCGAGUUCCUCACAACAACACACACACAAAUAUGAAGGAAAGGCAGCCAAUUUUAUUACAUCCUGGCCUCAGUGGCAGUCCGAACAGUUUUUUAUACAUUGGAAACCGAUCUAUAGUAUUUUUUCUCGUAAAUAAUGGCUAUGAUGUGUGGUUACCACACCGCCGAGGGUCGGCGUAUGGUCGAGGCCACAUCAAGUACAAAAGAACAGAUCCAGAAUUUUGGGACUACAGUUACCACGAGUGUGGCAAUUACGACAUAACGGCCGAGAUUGAUUUUAUUAAAACCAAAAAUCCCCGAAAAGUGAUUCUGUUUGGCUAUUCUAUGGGAACCACCGAGACUUAUGUUUAUGCAAUUUUGCGGAAAGAACACGCAAAGAGACACAUAACUGGGAUUGUUUCAGCCGGUGUUACAGCCUAUGUGGAACACCCUAAUAGGUUUUAUACACAGAUAUCACUCUCUGCGGCUUAUGUGCAGAAUUCCCUAAGAUUUCGUAGAAUUCAUGGACUUUACGAUGGUUGGGAAACAAGACAACGAGCAGACGAUAUAACUUUUACGAAAAUAGUUGGGGCCAAAAAAUCGCUAAUGGCCCUGUUUGGGGACAAUCCUGACCAAGUUGAUCCCGCCGAUUUACCGGUCUAUAUAGCUGAUCGGCCAUCAUCUACUGCGGUUAAAUGUUACGUACAUUAUGCCCAGAAUAUAAUUGCCAAAAAGUUUCAGUUUUAUGACUAUGGCUUAUUUAAAAACGUGCUAUUGUACAACUCAACGUCGCCUCCCUUGUAUAAUGUGUCAGAAAUUGACGUUCCAAUGUACCUUUUCUAUGGAGAGUCUGAUACACUGAACCCCAAAGAAGACGUUGCUAAAUUUUACAAUGAUUUGAAGGUGAAAAAGAAGGCUCUAAUCCAUAUUUCUGAAGAUAAGAAAGUGAAGUUCAACCACGCGGACUUUGUUUUAGGGAAAGACGUCCACAAGCUGUUUUAUGGAGUGUUGCUGAGGACACUUAGAGAGAACUUGAAAGGAUAAUUUUUUGCGCAACUCUUUGAUUCUUUUAAUAAAAAAUUAAAUAAGUUUAGCGUGUGUAAGAAGUAAAGAACGGGCAUUAUUAAUUUA